CUGAGGUUAAAUAACAUCCACAUAUGAUAAUUCACUAUUACCUCGUCACAUGACUAGUUCAAAAUAAAGCGUGGUUAAAAUAUCAUUUGACAGAUGAUCCGGCACAAUCUACGGAAAAUAAAAUAUUUGGUGAUACGAAUAUUUAGAAAGUAUCUGGUAGAUUUUAUUUGAUGGCGAGGACUAUCUCCGGUAUCGUUGUGCAUUCAUGAUCAAGUCUAGAUUCAUGAAACACAAAAGUGACGUUGACUUGAUUAAAAGGAAAUUGGUUGGGGAAGAAAGGCGUGGAUUCUUCAGACACAAGGGAAUAAGAGAAGAAAGAAUGAGCGAUCAAAAUGACAAUGCAACCCUUCAGAGAGAGGAGCUUGAAGCAUUGAGUUCCAUUUAUGGGGACGACUUUACCCUGGAAGAUGACCAUCCUCCUACAUUCUCGGUGGUCAUUCGCCAACAAUCUUCUACGGCAUCUUUGGGCGAAAAAGAGGCGUCCCUCAUGGUUACCUUCGAAACCGAUUACCCCUGCAAAGCCCCGCCCAUUUUCCAACUAUCAAUUCCUUGGAUUAGAGGGGAUGACAAGAUGGCUAUCAUUGCUGAACUGGAGCAGAUAUAUUUGGACAACAUGGGAGAAAGUAUAGUUUACUUGUGGGUUGAAAGACUGCGAGAACUUGUUGACAAAGAUGUAAACACAGCUUCUGUCAAACCCGCUACCUCAUCAACAUCACUUUCUACACUGCCACUUUCAGGGGAGUUUGUACAGACAAGUUCAUCACAACCCGAGCUCAGUGAAGGUGCAAAUGCCGAUAAUACCGAAGAAAAAGCAAUUCAACUCCCAGGAGGGACGGUGAUGACGGAUGUGAACAUAUUGCGAAAGUUUGAAGCUCAAUGUCAAAGUUCGAGUGUGAGAAAGUUAACUAUUUCGACUGGAGAGCCUUUCACCGAUAGGAAGAGCACAUUCCAAGCUCAUCUUGCCCCAAUACAUGACCAGGCUCAAGUUAGGAUAGUUAUGGACGAGCUGUACGAGAACAAAAAGAUCGCCGCUGCAACUCAUAACAUGUACGCCUACCGACUUUGGAAUGAAGGGAGAAACUCUUUUCUUCAAGACUGUGAUGAUGAUGGCGAAACCCACGCUGGCUCAAGAUUACUUCAUCUACUUCAAAUUUUGGACUGUCGCAAUGUGAUUGUAGUAGUUAGUCGGUGGUUUGGAGGAAUCCAGCUGCAUGGCGACCGCUUUAAGCACAUUAACAACGUGGCCCGACAACUAUUGGAGCAACAGGGAUUCAUUCAUAUCAAAACGUCAAAAAAAUAAACAUCUGUCCACUUUCACGUCGUACUAAAGUUCUGAUAAAGCCGAUUUUCACAAGAAAUUUCUUGUACUAGUGCUUAAGCUCUUGGUAACUGAAUGGUGAGAUUUUGCAAAUAGGAAUCGUAUAUUAUUGUCAAUUGUAAUUAAUUUUGAGCGAAAUGUUUUCAUAAAAUUCUUGGUAAUAAAUCCCAUCUACAUUUAUAUUCA
This is a messenger RNA of Folsomia candida, 1504 nucleotides long. RefSeq names its product protein IMPACT. Bases 206 to 1300 code for a protein of 364 amino acids. Gene Ontology annotation, molecular function: protein binding. The transcript is spliced from 6 exons. Lineage: Eukaryota; Metazoa; Arthropoda; Collembola; Entomobryomorpha; Isotomidae. Gene Ontology annotation, biological process: regulation of translational initiation. Gene Ontology annotation, cellular component: cytoplasm. The record is from RefSeq and is a predicted model, not a curated record.